UUUUAGUUUGAUGUAGUCCACUUGUUUAUUUUGUUUUUGUUGCCUUUGUUUUGGUGGCAGUUCAAAAAAAAAUCAUUGCCAUAACCUAUGUCAAGGAGCUUACCCCUGUGUUUUCCUCUAGGAGUUUUACAGAUUCAGGCCUUACGUUUAAGUCUUUAAUCCAUUUGGAGUUCAUUUUGGGGUAUGGUGUAAGAUAAGGGUCCAAUAUAGUAUCUUUGCAUGUGGAUAUCCAGUUUUCCCAGCACCAUUUAUUGAAGAGACUCUCCUGUCCUCGCUGUGUGUUCUUGUCAAAUAGUUGAGCAUAUAUGUGUGGGUUGAUUUCUGGGCUCUAUAUUUUGUUCCAUUGGUCUAUGUCUAUAUCUGUUCUUAUGCCAGUACCAUGCUGUUUUGAUUACUAUACCUUUGUAAAAUAAUGAAAUCAGGAAGCAUGAUGCCUCCAGGUUUAGGUUUGUUAUUUGGGGGGUGGUUCAUCAAAGGGUACAAAUGAUCAGUUAUAAGAUAAAUACAUUCUAGGGAUCUAAUGUACAGCAUGCUGAUAUAAUUUAAGAUGUUGUGUGGUAUGCUGGAGACUUGCUGAGACAGUAGAUCUUAGUUUUAUCCCACACACCACCCCCAAAAAACCUUUAGCUAUGUGAGGUGAUAGAUGUAUUAAUCAGUUUCACUGUGGUAAUCAUUUAACAAUGUAUACAUACAUCAAGCAUCACACUGUUCACCGUGAAUAUAGAAAUUUUAUUUGUAAAUUAUACUUCCAUAAAGUUGGAGGGGAUGGGAGGAAUGUGUGUCCUGUUCACAUGGAAAAAAUUAAUUACUCUAAACUGUCAGAGGUAAAGCACAGGAUUUGGGUUACUAGAAGAAUACAUUUUAAGUCAACUGUCUUCAAUAAACUCAAUGAGCGAAAGGAAACAAUGAUCAAAGAACUAGGAAACAAUGAGAAAGAUGUAUCACAAAGAGACAGAUAUUAUAAAUAGGGACAAAAUAAAAGUUCUUCAGCUGCAAAGCACAGUAAGUGAAAUGAAAAAUUAAUAAAAGAUGUCCAACAGCAAAUUUGACCAGGAGAAAAAGAAUCAGCGAGUUUUAAAAGGUUAGUUGAACUAUCCAGUCUCUGGAAAGGAAAAGAGGAGCAGAAAAGCAAAGAAUGAAGAAUAAUGAGCAAAGCCUAUGAGACUUAUGUGCAUCAGCAAGCUUAUCAAUGUACACAUAAUGACACUUGCAGAGGCAGAGGAGAGAGAGAAAGGGGCAGGAAAUCAUUGAAGAAAUGAUGCCUGAAAACCUCCAAACUCGGAGGAAAGACAUGACUCUACACACCCAAGAAGUUCCACAAACUCCAAGCAGGAUAAAAUCAGAGAUCCCCACCUAGGCACACCAUGCUCAAAUUAUCAAAAGUCAAAGACAAAGAGUGAACCUUGAAAACAGCAAUAGAAACAACUCCUCACCUACAAGUAAUCCUCAGUAAGAUUUGUGCCCAUUUCUCUACAGAAACCAUAGAGGACAGCUGGCAUUGGAAUGACAUACUAAAAGCGUAGAACAAAUGAACAAAAAUACCCUUUCAACCAAGAAUUCUAUAUGUGGGGAAAACGAAGGGGAGUUAAAGACAUUCCAAGACAAACAAAAACUGAGAGAGUACAUAGCUAGUAAGCUUGCCCUACAGAAAGUACUAAAAGGAGUCCUUCAGGCUGAAUUGAAAUAAUGCUGGGCACCUAUCUGAAGCAAUAUGAAGAAAUAAACCACAAAGGCCAAGGUAACUACACAGGAUACACAACGCUGGGCUCUUGAACGGCAUUCAGUGGACCUUUUGCCUCCCUACCCGGCCUUAGGCUGCAGGACUCAGAGUUCCAGAGUGGCUUACUUCCACAAGUUCAAAUUCCAUUACACGAAAAUGGCACGUUUCAGUCGCCAGUCACACGCCAGAGCGAUACUCAGCCCGGCGGCCGCCAUCUUCCCCGCGAUCUUCACUGCAGCCCGAUCCCGUGUGUGGCGCGUCCGUCCUGCCAUGUCUGCCACAGAGGAGCGAGGGCCGAUCCCAGAGAUCGAGGACCAGGAGGAGGAUGAGUACCAGUCAGAAGAGGGAGACGAAACUGAGGAAGAGGUCGAGGAGGAGGAAGAGACACAAGAGGAGGACGAGAAUGGGCACGAGGGCGCGGGAGUGGUCGCGGGCCACGGGCCCCCCAUGGCGCAGUUUCAGUCCCUGUUCCGGGAUCCGGUCCAUUGCCGUGUGCACCACAGCCACUACAACUACCGUGUCCUGGUCGGGCCCCACGCCGGCCGCGUGAUGGUCAGGCGCCGCUCCCGACGGCUCUCGGACCCUGCAGAGGAUGCCGCGCCUCCUCAGGAGCAGGAAGACCUGGGAGAGGCAGAACCUCCUGAGGGCAGAGAACUAGAUUCUGCUGCUGAUUUUAAAUCGGGAAAUGUUUCCCACCACCUUGUGAUGCCAAAGUCCGUAUCAUUCGACACUAAAGAAGAGAGUGCACAUCAGUAUGAAAAUGCUGAGGAAGAGAAAGAGGAUGGAAAGGAAAAAGCAGAAGAAGGACCCAAAGUGGGUACGGUCUCAGCAGAGGGCAGCUCUGGAGAAUACAGUUGGAAGGCAUAAAAAGAAGUGGACGGCGAAAGAAGAGAUGAAUUUGUUGUUCACGGAUAUUCUAGUUUUCAUUAGCCCACAAUGCAAAUUUUGUUCCAAAGUUCAGCAUCCCAAAAUGAUAUUAACUGACAUCUGACUUUAUUCUGACCUUUUACAGAUAAAUUUGAUAGUAUUGUUCACAUUGAAAAUAAAAGCUUGUUUGACAUGAAUAA
Molecule: messenger RNA, 2787 nt
Organism: Balaenoptera ricei (Rice's whale)
Lineage: Eukaryota; Metazoa; Chordata; Mammalia; Artiodactyla; Balaenopteridae
Product: cancer/testis antigen family 47 member C1-like
Exons: 6
Coding region: 1877-2587 (236 amino acids)
Source: RefSeq, a predicted model, not a curated record